AUGUGUAACGAGGACAGUCUCUACGGUCUCUGGUAUUAGUGCCAUUUAAAUAAAGUAUAAAACAACGAUUCUAUGAAAAUAAUUUGUGAAUGCGAUAAGUUUGGUGAUAUUUUCCUUUCUACCUCGACGAAUUUUAAUCUUAAAAAUGAAAAUUCCACUAUUUAAUCAUUAUAUGAUCCUCAAAUUGCAUCCUCAUUUGAAAAUUUUUUGACUUUAGAAAUUUAUAUUAGCUCACUAUCAUUUAUAUUUUUGGUUAUCUACACUAUGUAAAUAUAUAAAGAUUAUAAAAACGAGUAAGAGAAGUCUGAUAUUGAAUAAAUUAAGUUGAGCCCUAGAAAUAAUUUUCAUAUCAAUAAAUUGACAUAUUAAGGUAAUUUUAAAGUAUUCAAGGAUAAAUUUAAAUAAAUUCACUAAACAAUUUCACUGUUUAAUUAUAAAGACUAAAAUAUUAAAUUAAGUUAUCAAAUUUUAGAAGUACUCUCCUAAUUCAAUUUAUUGUUAACUUUAGCAAUUGUUGAAUUUGAGAUUUUAGAUAAUUAAAUACUUUACAUUUGUUUAUUUAUUAUUCUAAACCCUGUCAUUAUUUUAUUAAUGAGAUUUAUAUACAAGAUAGUUGAAGCUAUAUAUAGGUUCAAAAGGAUAGCUGCCUUCAUUAGUCAGUUUCUUCUUAUUGCGUUUUUGAUGACCCCUAAUCUUAUUACAUAUGUUCUUAACCUUAUGAAGUAUAUAUUAUACUAAUUUAGAAUAACAAUAUUAUCAGAAGAAUAUAAGGUGGCAAUAAUCUUUGCUGGCAACAUUAUAGUGUCUCAAGUGAUUUUUGAACCAGUUAUAGUUUUCGGAAGAAUUUUCAUUUAUAGAAUAAUAGCGAAAAGUAUGAAAAAUAUGGAACUCAAUCCGCGUUUCAUUUAAUGCACUUUCUUGCAAUGCAUAGUAGUUUAGAAGAAAUAUUCGAAGAUUUCACAAGGAUUUGAUAUAUAAUUAAACUUAAGAUAUCAAAUAUUUGUUCGUUUAAUAUUAUACAUAGGAUUAAUUUUUAAAUUUAAGUUAUAGUGA
Messenger RNA from Paramecium tetraurelia, 1053 nucleotides. RefSeq lists its product as uncharacterized. The transcript is spliced from 2 exons. Lineage: Eukaryota; Ciliophora; Oligohymenophorea; Peniculida; Parameciidae. The record is from RefSeq and is a predicted model, not a curated record.